This is a messenger RNA of Exophiala oligosperma, 1723 nucleotides long. RefSeq names its product mevalonate kinase. Lineage: Eukaryota; Fungi; Ascomycota; Eurotiomycetes; Chaetothyriales; Herpotrichiellaceae. The record is from RefSeq and is a predicted model, not a curated record. The transcript has a single exon. Gene Ontology annotation, cellular component: cytoplasm. Gene Ontology annotation, biological process: isoprenoid biosynthetic process; ergosterol biosynthetic process. Gene Ontology annotation, molecular function: mevalonate kinase activity; ATP binding. Bases 112 to 1560 code for a protein of 482 amino acids.
CUCGAUUUCUCCCUUCCCUCCCCAGAUCUUCAUCCACGUCGGCGCUCGCUGUCCAUAAGGAUAGCCUGAAGCCAUUCCUGUCUCGUUUCCUUUCGAUCUCUCCCUCGCGCCAUGGUUCAGCGUGUUGACACCAUCAUGAACGGAACCAGUCGCGUUAAUGGCACCAAUGGCCACCACAGAGAUUCACCUUCCUCACGAUCCUCGCGCAAAGCCUCCUCACCAAUGGCUCCAGCUUUCAUGACCUCCGCCCCUGGAAAGGUCAUUGUCUUUGGCGAGCAUGCAGUUGUACACGGCAAGGCCGCAAUGGCUGCAGCCGUCUCCUUACGAUCCUACCUCCUGGUCACUACACUCUCCAAAUCUCAACGCACAAUUACUCUAGUCUUUCCAGAUAUCGGACUAGACCACACAUGGAAUAUCGAAGAUCUUCCAUGGCAUAUCCUUUCCAAGUCGUCUCGAAAACCUCGAUAUUAUGACAUGAUCACUACUCUUGAUCCUGAGCUCGUGGAAGCGAUGCAGCCACACAUUGAAGAGGUGUCUCCUAACCUCAACUCGGAAAAAAGAAAACGUCACCAAGCAGCCGCUUCCGCUUUCCUAUACCUGUUUCUGUGUUUGAGCAAUCCUACAGCUCCAGCUUGUAUAUACACCCUCCGCUCGACGUUGCCAAUCGGAGCAGGACUGGGAUCCAGUGCCAGCAUUUGCGUUUGCAUAAGUGCGGCACUUCUGAAGCAGAUACAUGUGCUAUCAGGGCCUCAUCAAGAUCAACCAGAAGAAGAAGUCGAUAUACAACUGGAAAGAAUAAACAAGUGGGCUUUUGUUGGAGAGCUUUGCAUUCAUGGAAAUCCCAGUGGGGUGGAUAACACAGUUGCGACUCGAGGCAGGGCCGUCCUGUUCAGACGAGUUGACUACUCAAAGCCUCCAUCUGCCACGCCGUUGAAGGACUUUCCAGAACUGCCUCUAUUACUAGUCAACACAAAGCAACCCCGUUCAACGUCCACCGAGGUGGCCAAGGUUGCCACCAUGAGAAAAAAGUAUCCCGCCGUUACCGAGGCCACGCUGGACAGUAUCGAUGAAGUCACAAUGUCGGCACAUUCUCUUAUCACAUCUGAUGGAUUUGACCCGAGGUCAGAACAGAAUAUCGAGCACCUUGGUGAUCUCUUCAGAAUAAAUCAUGGGCUCCUAGUCUCGUUGGGCGUCUCUCAUCCCAAGCUCGAGCACAUCCGCGAGUUAGUGGACUAUGCAGAUAUUGGUUGGACCAAACUUACCGGCGCUGGAGGGGGUGGUUGUGCCAUAACUUUGCUCAAACGAGGCGUCAGCGAGCAAGCUAUUCGCGAUUUGAAAGAUAAGUUCGAAAAGGCAGGAUUUGAAGAAUAUACGACAACUCUUGGUGGGAGUGGCGUGGGUAUCCUCUAUCCUGCCGUAUUACAUAACGGGUCAGAAGAAGAGGGAGGCGAUGAAAUCGACCAACUGAAGUUUCUCAAUGCCCAGGGGGAAGAGGGUAUUGAGAAAUUAGUCGGAGUUGGUGGCCUCGAGCGGAGGCCCGAGUGGAAGUUUUGGCAUUGACAGUAAUGUGGUGGUAUUUUCAUGGUUGUUUUAUCAGCGGCGGCGCUCCGGCAUGCAUUGAUUGAUGUAAUGAUGGAAACGGAUCCGUUGUAAUUUCGAAGGCAAGCGACAAAAAGCUUGGUGUGUUGAUAGUCUACAUGUUUUAUAUGCAAUCCAGCGGCAU